Messenger RNA from Anopheles marshallii, 7659 nucleotides. RefSeq lists its product as uncharacterized. The record is from RefSeq and is a predicted model, not a curated record. Gene Ontology annotation, biological process: regulation of transcription by RNA polymerase II. Lineage: Eukaryota; Metazoa; Arthropoda; Insecta; Diptera; Culicidae. The coding region runs from base 70 to 7659 and encodes 2529 amino acids. The transcript is spliced from 3 exons. Gene Ontology annotation, molecular function: RNA polymerase II cis-regulatory region sequence-specific DNA binding; DNA-binding transcription activator activity, RNA polymerase II-specific. Gene Ontology annotation, cellular component: nucleus.
ACCAGGACUGCUAGAAACGUGACCGUGAGCAAAAACGACGGUAGAAGAGCCACUCCCGUGGUGAGAGUGAUGGUUGCUUCCACCACCCGCCAGCUGGACGCUCAAAACAUGGAAGCUGGCAGUGAUAGUGCGGAGGUUACCAGUGGUGCCACAGCAUCCGCCGGCACGUCGGACACAUAUACCCCGGCAGUGGUGAAAGUCGAAUCGUCGGACGGAGCAGCAACAGAGUCAUCGCUCAGCGAAACCGAGCACACAGCGAACGAGCCGGCGAUGGACGCGGACGGGGAGAAGGUAACACAUCCGGCGGUGGCACCGUCCCCAGGUGCGGACACGCUGGAACCCGGCAAAACCGCAUCCCCGGUAGCAGCGGGCAGCGGGGAGGAGGAGGACGAUGCCAACAACACAUCGCCGGCCAGCAAGCUGACGCUUCUCCAUCGACAGCAGCGGCGCAGCAGUAGCAGCAGCUGCAGCAAUCAGAGCCACCGCCAGCAGUCGGCGAACAAGCAACGCAGCGAGUAUCUGCACCAGCUGACGGACGACAUGCUGCGGCGGAAGACGAUGAACAACAACAGCAGCACGGUGCCGAACAACAACAGCAGCACCCGGGGCAAGCGGUCCCUGGAGUCGACGGCGGAGAUGCUGCUGCAGCAGCAGCGUCGCCAGGCAGCGGCCGCAUCGACCGCAGCCCCGUCGCUCGGCAAGCAGCGUGGCGCGGGUGCCCGCCGACCCGAGGACGACGAGGACGAGGAGGAGCAAACGGUCGUUGGGGCCGAGCCGGGGAAGCGCUACGUCUGCCCCAUCUGCGACUGUGUGUCGCCGACGCAGCGCGCCUUCACCGAUCACAUCCGGCUGCACAAUGCCGAGUCGGAGUCGGCGGCGACGGCCGUCGCGUCCGCGAGCUUCUGCUGCAAAAUCUGCUCCAAGGUGCUGUCGUCGGCGUCAUCGCUCGAUCGGCACGUGCUGGUACACACGGGCGAACGGCCGUUCAACUGCAAGUACUGCAGCCUCACGUUCACCACCAACGGGAACAUGCAUCGGCACAUGCGCACCCACAAGUACCCGUCCGGACGUGACAGCUUCGAGAGUGAUGCCGGCGGUGGGGGUGGCGCGGGCGUUGGCGGUGGCUCAUCGUCCGACGGUAGCGGGGCGGGAGGCAACAAGACUGUCCGUAACAGUGGCCGCACGGGGCACGGUGGCUCAGCGGCCGCCACCAACCGGCAUUAUCGCAAGAAAAAGGAGGAAGAUCCGGAGGAGGACGAAGACGCGGAUGAGGAGGACGACUAUGGGCAGCCGAAGCGGAAGAAGCGUGCCCUGUACGACCGUGGCGGCGAGCAGGAGGAGGAAGAGCUGGCGAUGCUGGAGGAGCAGACGGGCAGCAGCAGACGGCGCCGGCAGAAGGAGCAGGAGCUGCUUAUGGGCGUUGACAUGGUGGAGGAACACCGUCGACCCGAACCGGACGAGGAGGAAGGGGACUACGAGGAGGAGGAACACCGCGGCAGCAAGCGGAAGGCAUCGUUAAGCGAGCGGCCGCAACAGUAUCGCAAGGUGCGCACCAUCAACAACAACCUGCUGGAGGGUUCGGUGGUCGAGAGCGGGCAACGCUACUGCUGUCCGGUUUGCGUGCGGAACGAUUUCGCGAGCAUGCUCAGCCUGGAGCAGCACCUGGACCGGGAGCAUCCGACCAUACCGGCGAAAUGCCGGCACUGCGAGAUCAUGUUCCGCAGCCACAAGGCGCUGAAUGCGCACCGGUGCAGCAACAACAACUAUCAGAACAUAACGCCCGGCUUCAAGGAUCUCACGUUUGUCGACUUUUCCAGCGAGAAGUUUCCGCUGAUCGCGAAAAACCUGUGCGAGCAGAGCAUCCGGACGCCGGUGACGAGCCAAAAGUACGAGUGCACCCGCUGCUACCGGGCAUUCCCCUGCUCGAAGACGCUCUCGAUGCACGCGGCGGACUGCUGCAGUGGUGGGGCGGUCGGGACGGGCGGGGAGCGGGCAACCGGGGGGCCGCGACGGAAGCGGGCGUCGAGCGAGUCGGAUUCGUCGGAUGUGUCCGGGUCGGACGGUGGUUCGUGCUACGACGACCGCAGCAACCGACCGUACGAUGACGACCGGCAUCGGGAGCUGCGCACUCAGCAGCAGCAGCAACACCAGCAGCAGCAGCAGCAACACCACGCACAGCAGGGCCACCUGCGGCGGGAAGAUUUCUUCGCCAACCUGGAUCUGCAGAACCGGUCCGUCGGCACGUUUUCGGAAGCACCGACCACGCCGUCCUCGCUGGACAAGUCGUUCUCGUCGCCGGUGCCGGUGCUGAAGCAGGAACCGCUCGCCUCGCCGACCGAUUCGACUGCCGCGCUGCCGACGUACUACUCCUCCAACAUGGCGCUCUAUCACGCGCACCAGCAGCAGCAGCAGCACCACCAGCAGAUGGUCGACAGCGGUAAGGACCUCGCGGACAUUCAGUCCAUCAUCAAUGUCGCAUCGUCCGGUGGGUUGUUCGGUCGCCAGCUCGACGGCGGCAGCCACACGCCACUGUCCGGCCUGCUGGACGCCUCGCUCGGCAAGGACGGUGCGGGCAGCGACAGUGGCAUGUACGCCCACUCGACCGGGUCGCGGGACGAGCCGGAGGAGGCGCAGGACGCGUUUACGGCCGAGUUUCGGCGCAUGAAGCUCCGGGGGCAGUUCCCGUGCCGGAUCUGCACCGCCGUGUUUCCGAACCUGCGCGCCCUCAAGGGGCACAACCGUACGCACGUGACGGCGGCCGGACCGGGCCCGUACCAGUGCAACAUGUGCCGCUACGUCGUCAGCGACAAGGCGACCCUGAUCCGGCACAUGCGCACGCACAACGGCGACCGGCCGUACGAGUGCGCGCUGUGCAACUACGCCUUCACGACGAAGGCCAACUGCGAGCGGCAUCUGCGGAACCGGCACGGGCGCACGACGCGCGAGGACGUGAAGCGCGCCAUCAUCUACCACCCGGCGGAGGAUUCGUCCUGCGACGAUCCGCUGAAGAAGCUGCAGCUGUUCAACACGCCGCCGGCCGACGGGUCGUACACGCCGACGAUGCUGGCGACCGCCACGUACCAGGACGAGCAGAGUCUGCCGGAGGCACGCAGCAGCACGCCGCUGCAGUCGCAGGACAUGCUGAUGCCACAGUUGCCGCUGAGUUUUGUGGCAGCCGCCGCGGCGGCGGGCCAGAACCGCAGCCCCCUGCUGGACACCGGCCUGCUGCUGCAGACACCGCUCGGCGGCGGUGUGGGCAACGGCACGUUCGGCACGGCAGCAGGCGCGGCGAAGAUACAGGUGAAGAGCCUCGAGAAGCUGAACCAACUGACACCGCCGAAGGAGGACGACGAUGAGGACGAUACGCUCGAGGAGGACCAGGACCAGUCGCUCGAGGAGGACCCGCCAAUCAUCUGCGCCAAGAAGGCCACGUCCGUCGCGCUGGACGGUGGUGCGCUGCGUCCGAAAGGCGGCGGCAAGCACGCGGCGGAGGUGAACAGCAAUCCGCUCCCGAUCGAUUUGAGCAUGGACGCGCUUGAUCUCAGCAAGAAGUCGACCGCGUUCGGCCGCAAGCCAGCCCCGCUGCUGUCGACCGACGGCGAGGACGAAGACGACGAUAGCGAGGGCGUCCCGAUGCACCGUCACCAUCACCGGGCGGACCUGUUGCUGCCGGUGAAUGGUGUCGGCAGCGAACCGCGCUCGAUGGUGUCCACGAAGCAGGGCGGGAUGGGACCCAAACACCAGCACGCGGCCCCACCGGCGAAGGACAGUGAGGCGGACGAGGAGGCCGAGGCGGCCCAUCGGCGGGGCGACCUGCCGAAGCUGUCCAAGGUCAAUCUCGCCCAGCAGCAGCAGCAGUUCCAGCUCUUCAACGAUACGCUUGCCAAACUCGACCCGAUGCACUUCUUCCAGCUGUACCAGCUGUACAACACGCUGCAGCUACCGUCCUUCCCGCUGCACGCCGCCCCCUUCCUGCAGAACCCAAUGCUGCCCGGGUCGGCGGCCGCGCUGGGCGCGCUGCCGAACCUGGCGGCGGCGGCCGCCGUAACGGCCGCCGCUACAUCCACCGGCGGUCGCAACCACCGCCACCCGUUGCUGGUGAACCCGUUCUAUCCACCGCCGGUCACCGACACACCGCCGAACAGCGUCACCAAGGCGGGGGGCGACUGUCUGGCCGGGGACAUUGGGACGGCGGCGACGCUUGCCACGCCGAAGCAGCUGCUCACGCCCUCCUCGCCCUCGCCGAUGGCCACACCGAUCGGGAGCGGUCCCGGGGGUGCGGGUGGUGGAACUGGCGGUUCCAACGGUCAGCUGUCCUCCAUGCAGCCGCAGCAUCCGACCGGUGGGGGCAGCGGCUCCCCAGUCACCUCGGCCGCGGCACUGGCAGCGGUCGCAGCCGCCGCCGGCGUCGGCAGCUUCGGCGUGUCGCCCCUGUCGGCGGCAGCGGCCGGUGGCCCCGGUUCGUCCGGUGUCGGCCCGGUGAAGAUGGUGAUCAAAAAUGGUGUGCUGAUGCCGAAGCAGAAGCAGCGCCGCUACCGCACGGAGCGCCCGUUCGCUUGCGAGCACUGUUCCGCCCGGUUCACGCUGCGCUCCAACAUGGAGCGGCACAUCAAGCAGCAGCACCCACAGUUCUGGUCCCAACGGCAACGCGGCGGCCACCAUCUGAUGCGUCGCGGCGGCGGUGGUGGGGGAGGAGGUGGCGGUAGCAACAGCAGCAGCGGCGCGAGUCUGUCCACUGCGAGCAGCUCGGUUGGGUCGCUGGUGACCGCCCUGCAGGGAGCGUUCGGUGCGGUUGGCGGCAACGGCGGAGGCGGUGCCAUUUCGGAGCAGGUGAAGUACGCCAUCCUAGCGCAGCAGUCCGGCAAAGGUGGUGGAGGGAUGGGUGGUGGUGGCAGCAGCGGUCAGGAUGGUGCGGCCGCCAGUCACCUGAACCCGCUGCUGCACAACAUGAUUGUGCAGGGUGCGGCAGGGCACUGGAACCAGCAGCAGCAGCAGCAGCAGCGUCUCAACCACCAUUACGGCCAGCAACAGACCCCCGUUAUGCCGUCCGGACUCGGUGGAAGGCGCGGCGAAACGGAGGAAGACGACGAAGACGAGUGUCGGGUGGAGCGGCAGUACGACGGGGCAACACCGAUAUUGAGCCAGCGCUACCGUCGCCGUCGUCGUCGCCUGCAGUCCCACCUCGAGCACGAUGGUGAAUAUCAGCGCCGUGCAUUCGACGAUGUCGGCAGCAACUACAAGCUGGCGUACGACGAGGCGGAUCACCAGACGCCAGCAACGGCCGAGCCGCAAGAGGAAGAGAACGACGAGGAGGAGGAGGAGGAGGAGGAGGACGGAGCACCCGAAGAAGGGCAUGAUGCACGCGGUGACGAGGAUGACGAAGAGGAGGAUGAUGCGCAGCUCGUGAUUGACGAGGAGGAGGAAUGUGGCGCACGCGGGGCAAAAAUGCCCCACGCCCCGGACACCAAGAAUGCUGCGAACGUGGCAGCGUACAGCGAGCCGAAAAGCGACCUCGUCGGUGGUGGUGGUGCGAGUUUGAACCGCAUACUGAAGCAGAAGCUGGAAGAGAACCGUUCCAAGGUGGAGCUCGCCGGGGGUGAUAAGGUUGGUACGGUGCAGGAGCAGCCGGUGGUGAACGCUGCCCCGCACCAACCGCAAUCCUGUAAGCAACCGAAGCAGCAGCACAACCAAUCGGUGACCGCUUCCGUCGCGAGAAAGGCGUCGUCUAGCAGCAGCAGCAGUAGCAACAGUAGUCUGAUCAAUCACGAUGAAAGCGGAAGCAGCGAUCUGGUGCCCGUGUCCAAGCUGCUGGAUAAUGCCGUCAGUCCGGCAUUGGAGAACUUCUUCAGCCGACCGGAGGUACAGGUACCACUGUCCCAGGACCACAGCGAUGAGGAGGGCCUGGUGGCGUCCGGGUCCGCUUCGGAGAGCAAUAACUCCGGCACGGAUGAUCCCAACCCAUCGGCGGUGGCACUCGCCCAUCAGCAGCAGAAGAAGAAAUCGGCGUACAGCCUCGCCCCGAAUCGUGUCAGCUGCCCCUACUGCCAGCGCAUGUUCCCGUGGUCCAGCUCGCUGCGCCGCCACAUCCUCACGCAUACCGGCCAGAAGCCGUUCAAGUGCUCCCAGUGUACGCUGCUGUUUACCACCAAGUCGAACUGUGACCGGCACCUGCUGCGCAAGCACGGUGACGUGGAGUCGGCCGUCUCGAUACCGGUACCGAUAGACGAUCUGCUCGAUCCGAAACCGGAACCGAUACCGGUGGCGGUGGCCGAGGCGAUGUGCAAGAAGAUUUCCGGCAAGGGAACGCGCUCGGCCACGGUUGUUGCCUCGUUGAAGGGACCUGAGCAGCCGCAGCAACAACAGCAGCAGGCUAGUGGCGAAGAUGAGGAAGCUCAACCGGAGGUUGCUGCACAGUCGAAGGAGAAGCAUUGCGCUGUUGCAUCAAAAAACGAGGCAGUUGAGGCACAGCAGGCCGCAACAGUGGAUGAGGAGGAGCACGACAAGCUGCACCCAGUGUUCGACAAGAAGAAUGGCAAUGGGGAGGAUGCGGAGAUCGAGGAAGAGGAGGACGAUCAGGAGGAGGACGACCAGCAGCAGAAGGAGACACGCCAUCGACGUUCAGCGCGCCGCCAUCACCGCGACGAGGAGAACGGCAAUGAGGAGGAACGCCGGCACCGUCGGUUCAAUCAGCACGGUGCUGCGGAUACGGCGGCGCUGGAGGACGAGGAUGGAGAAGGCAAGGAGGGGCUGCUUUCGGCCGGUGGUUUGCCCGAUCUUCCCUACAAGUGCCACCUGUGCGAUGUUUCGACUGCCGAGCGCGUGUCCUGCCUGGAGCACAUCAAGCAAACCCAUCCGCAGGAGUUCACGACCCUCAUGGCGAAGGUGUCGCUCGAGGCUGCCGCAUCGGCUACCGAAAGCGAGGCACACACCGGCUCACCGGACGACGAUGAGAGUGGUAACAACAACAACAACAACAACAACAACAACGGUGGCAAGUAUCUCGACUAUGCCAAUCGGAAGGUUAUCUGCGCAUUCUGUUUGCGUCGCUUCUGGUCGACGGAAGACCUGAGACGGCACAUGCGGACGCACUCCGGCGAGCGACCGUUCCAGUGUGACGUGUGCGAUCGCCGAUUCACCCUCAAGCACAGCAUGCUGCGCCACCGGAAGAAGCACACCGCGGGCGAUGGAAACACUUCCCCCGUCUCGUCUUCCUCCUCCACCACCGGUCGGCGGCAUAUGUCCUCCCGUCGCGCGAACGGUCAGUCGGACGGUCGCAAAGGUAAGGUCAAUGGGCACGGUGAUGCCAACAGUGGUUCCGAUCUUACCGACGACGACGAGUACGAGGACGCGGAGUGCUCCAGCCCACCGUUAUCGAUCCAGCAGUCAGAGCAACAGCAGCAGAACCACCAAACACCAGCCGAGCGUGGUACCGCAACCACCGACACCACUGCGGAGAUCCCAACGGUUCCAGCGUCGGCCGCCAUCACCGGUGGAGGGAAGCGUUACAACCAACGCCAUCACUACCACCACCACAGCCAACAGCAACAGCACUCGGAGCUGAUCGGCAAUCUGCUCGGCAUCAGCGACCAGGGCAUCCUAAGCCGGGUGCUGCUCUCAUCCGCCUCCGAAGCUGCCAAGCUGCUCGGUGUGGACAAGUGA